AUGGACGUCAAAAAAUGGAAAAUAUCUUGGUCUCCCACAAACGCUGAGACGUUCCGCUACAUCCCAGCAGCCACUGGUCUGACCCCGGGACCUACACGCUAUGCCACUCUCCGAAUCGUUGACCCCAUAUCCAGCUUCGCGCUGUUUCUAACGGAUGAGAUCGUGAAGCAUAUUGUGUCCAUGACAAACCUGCAUGGGAAUCGCAAAAUUCCCGGCUGGCGAGAUAUAGACGCAGAGGAGUUUCGGGCUUAUGUGGGGCUGCUCGUUUUGUCCGGUGUUUACAGGUCAAAACACGAAUCCACGUUGAGCCUCUGGAGUGAAAAAUGGGGACUGAGCAUUUUCCGGGCUACGAUGUCCGAGAAAAGGUUUCACCACAUCAGCAGAGCACUGCGGUUCGAUGAUAAGCUAUCCCGCCCCCCACGCCGUGUUGACAAGAUGACUCCCUUCCGCAAAGUCUGGAAUAUGUGGACGCACCGCCUGGAGAUGCUGUUCAGCCCAGACAGAGAUCUCUGUGUGGAUGAACAACUCGUCGCGUUCAAAGGCAGGUGUAGCUUCAGGCAGUACAUGCCAAAGAAGCCGGCCAAAUAUGGUAUCAAGAUUUGGGCAGCCUGUGAUGUCAAAACAUCCUACGCAUGGAGACUGCAGGUGUACACGGGCAAAGCAGCUCCAGAUCGUGUUGAAGUUAACCAGGGGAUGAGGGUGGUCCUGGACAUGACAGAGGGGCUCCAGGGACACGUCGUCACCUGUGAUAAUUUUUUCACUUCCUGUGCACUGGCAGAUGAGCUACUCAAGAGGAAAAUGGCCCUGGUUGGCACAAUUCGCCAAAACAAGCCUGAGCUUCCACCUCAUUUGCUCCAGGCAAAAAAGAGAGAGAUCUUCUCCUCCAUCUUCGCUUUUACAAACACCCACACACUUGUGUCUUACAUCCCCCGACGGGGCAAGAAUGUGCUGCUACUAAGCACAAAACACCGCCGCCCAGACGUGAGCAAAGAAGGGAAGAGAAAGCCUGUAAUAAUCGAAGAUUACAACAAAUGCAAAGGAGGUGUCGACAACCUUGAUAUGGUUGUUGGCACCUACUCCUGCAGGAGGAAAACAAAUUAUUGGCCACUGGCCCUCUUCCACAACGUCCUUGAUGUUUCACUUUACAAUGCCUACGUCCUGUGGAUAUCAAUCGAGUCAUCCUGGCAGAAGCGGAAAGGACACAGACGGAGGGUCUUCAUUGAAGAAGUGGGAGAAAUGCUGGUGAACCCACACAUAGCAAAGAGAGGGCGCCUUCCUCGCUCAUCAGCCGCUGCAGCAGUAGUCACAAAUCUGACUACUGCUGCAGCGGCUACAGGCCACUCUCCCAUCAUUAAAUGUAAGAGCAGGAGGCAGUGCGAACUUUGCAAAGAGAAAAGGAGAAGAGUUGUCAACACCUGCUGCAAAUGUGAGAAGUAUACAUGCAAGGACCACAGUGUGACCAUUUGUAACAACUGCCCCAUCUGAGCAGUAGUGAUGUGCGGAUCGAUCCUGAAAUAUCGAUUCCUCCGAUACCAAUCGUUUAUGUUCUAGAAUCGAUUCUCA
This is a messenger RNA of Maylandia zebra (zebra mbuna), 1563 nucleotides long. RefSeq names its product piggyBac transposable element-derived protein 4. The record is from RefSeq and is a predicted model, not a curated record. Lineage: Eukaryota; Metazoa; Chordata; Actinopteri; Cichliformes; Cichlidae.